UAAACACUCAGUUUGCAACAAACAUUUGGCGUGAUCGGAACUUAAUAAAAGUUUCAAUAAAAUAAAAAAAUAAUAAAAUAAAUAAAGCUGUGAGAAAGUUUUUGUGCAAAUAGUUCUCAAAUAAGUCAAUAGAAGAUGCCUGAAGAAACGAAAGUAUUCCUUGAAACACCUGCAAUUCCAAUUUCGGGAAAGAAGCAAGCUAAUUCUUUCUCAGCUUCAAGUGAUUCACCAAGAACUUCAUCGCCGACCUUGGGAGAACACUACUCAUAUGAUACAAUUGAAGAGAUCUCGAAUUACCUUCUAAGCCGAACUCACAUUCGACCAAAAAUUGGAAUCAUUUGUGGUUCUGGAUUAGGACAUUUGGGUGAAACUUUGUCUGAUGCUACCUAUUUCCCAUACGAAGAUAUUCCACAUUUCCCACUUUCAACAGUUGUUGGUCAUGCUGGUCGUAUGGUUCUUGGAACAUUAAAUGGUGUUGAAGUUAUGGUAAUGCAAGGAAGAUUCCACUUUUAUGAAGGAUAUCCAUUAACAAAAUGUUCGAUGCCUGUUAGAGUAAUGAAAGUUUGUGGAUGCACUCAUUUAAUAACUACAAAUGCUGCUGGUGGACUUCAUGAUUCGUAUCAAAUUGGCGAUAUAAUGAUUGUCAAGGAUCAUAUCAAUAUUAUGGGAUUUGCAGGCAAUAAUCCACUUCAAGGUCCAAAUGAUCCAAGAUUUGGACCACGUUUUCCACCAAUGAAUCGUGCCUAUGAUCCAGAACUAAUUAAAAUAGCUGAAAAUUUGGCAAAUGAUAUGGGAAUCAAAGAUGAAACUCACACCGGAGUCUACAUUUGUUUAGGCGGUCCAAGUUACGAAACUGUUUCAGAGCUGAGAAUGUGGAGAAUGCUAGGAGUCGAUGCCGUUGGAAUGUCAACAGUCCAUGAAGUAAUUACAGCUCGUCAUUGUGAUCUUAAAGUGUUUGCAUUCUCGCUUAUAACAAAUAAAUGUAUAACAGAUUAUGAUUCAAAUGGGGAAGCUAAUCACGCAGAGGUGAUUUCUGCCGGAGCUAAGCGUCAAGAUGUCCUAGCAACUUUCGUAACACGAAUGGUCGAGAAGAUCAAUGAAAUGCUAUAAACUAAAAUGAUAAUGAAUGGAACCAUAAACGCAUUUAAUUAGCCUAAGUUUUAUGUAAAUAUUUCAUUGAGUACUUAUGUUUUGUUAUUGAAUGGAUCAUACUAGUAAUUAUAAGAAGAUGCUUCUGAAAAUAUGAAAUAAAAUGAUUUCAUUUAAUGUGUCAGUAAAUUGUUUAUUUUAUGAA
This is a messenger RNA of Chironomus riparius, 1294 nucleotides long. NCBI's taxonomy places the organism in Eukaryota, Metazoa, Arthropoda, Insecta, Diptera, Chironomidae. The record is from the annotation of a GenBank genome assembly.